GGGAGGCCAGACCGAUGCUGUGCUAUAACUUGGCUCCCUUCUGCCAGCAUCUUCGCCAACACAACCCGUGGUCACAGCUCUCUGUCCACAGCUCAGGACUCGCAUUCAUCACUUAAAAAAAACACCAUUUGCCAUGGAGAAUCUCACAGGUCGAGUUGACACGUAUUUCCGCACACGCACGCGCGGCCAAAAGGGUAUCAUCCGCGAUCUCAUCAUGACCGAGGACGCCCACCACGACAUCACCCUCUGCGACAAUGACUACCUCAACCUCGUCCACCACCCACACAUCCUCGCGGCCCAGAUAGAAGACCUAAAGAGUUCCGCCGGUCGCGGCGCCGUCUACUCGCCCCUCUUCCUGUCCCGCGAGACCAUGAACCCCCACACCCAACUCGAGGACGACCUCGGCGCGUGGUACGGCAAGGACUGCUACCUCGCGCAGUCGGGCUACGCCGCCAACGUCGGUCUCAUGCAUGCCCUCUGUCUGCCUGGGACCAACGUCUAUGCCGACAUGUUCGUCCACAUGUCCUUCUACGACGGCCUCGCCGCCCGCAAGGUAAGACUCCAUCGAUGCCAGCUCAACGACGCCGCCGACAUGGAGGACAAGAUCCGGCAGCACGGACCGGGUCUCAUCCUCGUCGAGUCGCUGUACAGCGUGAGCGGUGACUUUGCCCCUCUGGUAGACAUGGUCCGGCUGCGGAACGAGUAUGGCUGUCUGCUGGUUGUCGACGAGUCGCAUUCCCUCGGUGUGUACGGCGCCAAGGGGCUCGUCCACUUGCACGGUCUGCAGGACGAGGUGGACUAUGUCACGGCCAGUCUGGCCAAGGCAUUUUCGACCCGGGCCGGUGUUGUGUUUGGGCGACACGGUCUGUUUGUCAAGGAACACUCGUUCCCCAACAUCUUCAGCUCGGCGCUGCUGCGGAAUGAUAUUGUGCGGAUCCGCGCGGCGUGGGAGGUCAUCUGCGACGCGGACGACAGGCGCGCGCGGCUGCUCGACGUGUCGAGGCGGUUACGCAGCGAGUUGGGCGAGGUGUCCCGGUUGGCCAGCGUGUCGGGGACGUUGCCGUCGCCGAUUGUGAGUCUUUGCGCGGACGACGAGGAGCAGAUGGCGAGGUUGCAUCGACAUCUCUCCAAGAAGGGUAUACUGGGUGCGCCGUUCUUCCCGCCCGCAACCUCGCCGAAGCAUCCUGUCCUAAGGUUGACGGUGCACGCGAAUAUCAGGCAGGAGGAUGUGCGUCGUAUUGUGGAGGGUGUUGCGUCUUUUUACGCGAUCACUGCGCGGCUUGUGUAGGCGGAGGCUGCGGGCUGGUCGGUGGGCCUUUGAACUGGGGUUCUUGACGGUGUAAUUUUGGUGCUGCUUACUAUGAGUAAAGAAUCUAUCGCCAAAAUCAGCCCUCGUGGCAGUAUGGACAAGACGGGCGAAGAAGAGCACGACCAGCGGUCUG
Emericellopsis atlantica is the source of this 1442-nucleotide messenger RNA. RefSeq names its product pyridoxal phosphate-dependent transferase. Gene Ontology annotation, biological process: biotin biosynthetic process. NCBI's taxonomy places the organism in Eukaryota, Fungi, Ascomycota, Sordariomycetes, Hypocreales, Bionectriaceae. Gene Ontology annotation, molecular function: 8-amino-7-oxononanoate synthase activity; pyridoxal phosphate binding. The record is from RefSeq and is a predicted model, not a curated record. The transcript has a single exon. Bases 134 to 1288 code for a protein of 384 amino acids.